This is a messenger RNA of Heterocephalus glaber (naked mole-rat), 1282 nucleotides long. RefSeq names its product mitochondrial translation release factor in rescue (gene Mtrfr). Gene Ontology annotation, molecular function: translation release factor activity. Gene Ontology annotation, biological process: translational termination. Gene Ontology annotation, cellular component: mitochondrion. Lineage: Eukaryota; Metazoa; Chordata; Mammalia; Rodentia; Bathyergidae. The record is from RefSeq and is a predicted model, not a curated record.
CUGGGAUCCGAUCGUGACACAGUCGCCCUCCUAGCCAGAUCUCGGUCGCCGCGGAAAAGACUGGGUCAGAGCGGGAAGGAGAUAAAGUACCCCGUGCAGUCCCCUGGGCUACAGUCAGCAGGGAAGACGGAGAAGCCACCGUUGCAACUACUACCACUGUGAAUCCCAAAGGAAGUCCAGGCACCAGGUUCUAAACAAGCAGCCCCAUGGCCCUGAUGAGCACCUUGGGUUUACUUCGUGGUCCUGCAGUGCUGGCCAGAGUAUGCUCAGGGCCUCGGGGCCUCUCGCUCGGGGAGACGCGGACACUGCUGUCCCCAGGAGGCGCUGCCACUGCACUGCAGGUGGCUGGCAAGAAGGACCACACCAGCCUGCUGCCCCUGGAUGAAAGCGAGCUGGAGGAGCAGUUUGUGAAGGGACACGGGCCAGGGGGCCAAGCCACCAACAAGACCAGCAACUGUGUGGUGCUGAAGCACUUGCCCUCGGGGCUCGUUGUGAAGUGCCAUCAGACAAGAUCUGUGGACCACAACAGGAAACUGGCUCGGAAAAUCCUACAGGAGAAAGUGGAUGUUUUCUACAAUGGUGAAGACAGUCCUGUUUGCAGAAAGAAACGAGAGGCAGAGAAGAAAAAGCAAGAAAGGAAGAAAAGAGCGAAGGAAACACUAGAAAAAAAGAAACUACUGAAAGAACUAUGGGAAUCAAGUCGGAAUUCCACUGUGGAAAAAACUGCCGAUUCCUACUGGAUCUACCAGAAAGCAUCCAGGGAGUAGGUGGAAGGGUCUCCCUUUUUUUUUUUUUUUCAAAGAAAUAGUCCCUUGCACUGGGAGUGUAGCUCAGUGGUAGAGUGCUCACCUAGCAUGCAUGAGGCCCUGCGUUCAGUGCCCCAACAAUGAAAACCCAGAUGUGAUCUCACUGCCAGCCCAAUUCCUAACACUCAGAAGAUCUUCCUGUUCCAGCCUCCCUCACAGUAAGGACUGCAGGAGUAUGCCAUUAUAUCUGGAAGCCAGGCUUGGGGUCUCAUGCCUAUAGUUCUAGCACUUAGGAGGCUGAGGCAGGAGGAUUGCAAGUUCAGGGCCACCUGGACUAUACGAAAAUGAUGAUACAGUCGUUAUUACGGUACUGCCCAUGUACUCCAUUAGCUUGUUAACAGACUUGUCUUGCCAAGAAAUGUCUCUCGGGGCCGGGGAUUUAGCUUAGUGGCACUGCACCUGCCUCAAGUGCAGGGUUCUGAGUUUGAUCCCCGGUACCAAAAAAAAAAAAAAAAAAAGAAAUGUCUCUGUAGAAA